AUGUCUUGCUACCGUGGAAAGUACGCUGAUGAACUUAUUGCCAAUGCUAAAUACAUCGGCACCCCUGGAAAAGGUAUUCUUGCUGCCGAUGAAUCCACCGGCACUAUUGGCAAGCGCCUCUCGAGCAUCAAUGUUGAAAACAACGAGUCGAACAGGCGAGCUCUCCGUGAGCUUCUAUUCACCACUCCCGGUGCUCUUCAGUAUCUGAGUGGAGUCAUCCUUUUCGAGGAAACUCUCUUCCAGAAAACAGCUGCAGGUAAACCAUUUGUCGAUGUCCUGAAAGAAGGCGGGGUCCUCCCGGGCAUCAAGGUCGACAAAGGUACGGUCGAGCUCGCUGGAACCAACGAAUCCAAGAAAGUCUCUCCCGAGGUGAUUGCCGAGUAUACCGUGCGGGCCUUACAGCGGACGAUGCCGCCAGCUGUCCCGGCUGUGGUUUUCCUGUCGGGCGGGCAGAGUGAAGAGGAAGCUACUGUUAAUCUGAAUGCCAUGAACAAGCUCGAGGGAAAGAAGCCGUGGAGCUUGUCCUUCUCGUUCGGGCGGGCCCUGCAGCAGAGCACGCUAAAGGCGUGGGCAGGCAAGGAGGAGAAUAUUCCCAAGGCUCAGGCGGCUUUUCUCGCGAGGUGCAAGGCCAACUCGGAGGCAACCCUCGGGACUUACCAGGGGAGUGGUACGCUGAGCGAGGGUGCAUCGGAGAGCCUACAUGUGAAGGACUACAAGUACUGA
Striga hermonthica is the source of this 723-nucleotide messenger RNA. The record is from the annotation of a GenBank genome assembly. NCBI's taxonomy places the organism in Eukaryota, Viridiplantae, Streptophyta, Magnoliopsida, Lamiales, Orobanchaceae.